Momordica charantia (bitter melon) is the source of this 1112-nucleotide messenger RNA. It is a transcript of the gene YLMG2, whose product is annotated as YGGT family protein. The record is from RefSeq and is a predicted model, not a curated record. Gene Ontology annotation, biological process: chloroplast fission. Gene Ontology annotation, cellular component: membrane. Lineage: Eukaryota; Viridiplantae; Streptophyta; Magnoliopsida; Cucurbitales; Cucurbitaceae.
AGCUCCGGUGUUUGCUUCAGGAUCAUCACUCUUCAAUCCUUUAUCCUCUUCUUCCUCGGCUGGUUCUCUCACAGACGAGCGAAGCAAGAUGGCUCCAGACGAGUCGUCAGUUCUAAACCCUAGACGGAGGUCUACGGGAUUCAACUUCGUUCCAAAUUGCGUGUCGUCAUUCUCUCCGGCAUUUUCUCAAACAGCUUUUGGAGUAUCCAGGAGGAGGCACGCCGAUUUCGGCCCUCCAUGUAAUUUUCUUCGCGACCUCCACGAAUCUUUCGCGUCAACUGCUGAAAAGUGCAUCGUAUUUGUUCAUUCACUGGCUUCCGAGAAUCCAUUUCUGAAGAAACUGCUCUCGCUUUCUUCCGAGUUCCAGAGUUUCCGCCACCAGAUCCACUGUAUGAACUCCAGGAAUUUCAGAGCUCUUUCCAGCCACAAUUUUGCUGCAGUUUUGCCUGGAGAUUCGUUGGCAGGAAUUGUAGUUUCUAAUGGUAUCCAGAAUUUCUUAAGUAUCUACAACACACUGUUGGUCGUCAGGCUAGUUUUGACUUGGUUUCCGAACACACCUCCUGCCAUUGUUAGUCCCCUAAGCACGCUAUGCGACCCAUAUUUGAACAUAUUUCGUGGGAUUAUCCCACCACUUGGAGGGACACUCGAUUUAUCUCCAAUAUUGGCAUUCCUGGUCCUAAACGCCUUUACCAGCACCGCCGCCGCUCUUCCUGCUGAACUUCCAGUGCCAAAUACGUCUCUUGCAAAUCCUACUCCUUUGAAAGGUUCUGCCGAUCUUACCACAUCACAAAAUAAAUGGAUGAGAAGACUUCAGGGAAUUGGAACAAGAAAUGCUGAUGGUUCUCGAUAAGGUAGCCUUAUUCAGGUUUUGCAUUGAUUAAUUGAGCUUAAUUCAUUUUAAACUGUGACACUCUUUCGUUGUUCUUGCCUAUUGUAAAGUGUGGUUGAUGGGAGAAUGGGAUAACGCCCUUGUGGCUUGUGCCAAUUUUAUUGAUUGUGUACUUUAAACUGUCAAGUAGUGUUCAAUCAAUUUGGUGGGCUACCAACUUUCUUCCAUCUCUACCACGUGCUUAUGUGAUGUGCAAUUAAGAAAUAUAAAAAAGUUGUGUAUA